This is a messenger RNA of Penicillium concentricum, 1680 nucleotides long. Its product is annotated as FHA domain protein. Gene Ontology annotation, cellular component: ubiquitin ligase complex; cytosol; mitotic spindle pole body. NCBI's taxonomy places the organism in Eukaryota, Fungi, Ascomycota, Eurotiomycetes, Eurotiales, Aspergillaceae. The record is from RefSeq and is a predicted model, not a curated record. Bases 1 to 1680 code for a protein of 559 amino acids. The transcript has 3 exons. Gene Ontology annotation, biological process: negative regulation of septation initiation signaling; protein ubiquitination; ubiquitin-dependent protein catabolic process. Gene Ontology annotation, molecular function: protein binding; ubiquitin protein ligase activity.
AUGUCUGCUUCAGUCACCGCCUCCACCUCCCUCCCCGACAACCCUCGCCCCAGUCGCCUGCGCCGCUUCAGCCAGCUACGAACCUACACUCAGAAUCUGUCAUCCUUGCCCGGGCAGUCGUAUAGACACAGUUUGAGUAGUCGAAUCCCUUGGCGAUCCUCAACUUCGGGCUCCAUCUCUCCGCCAGCGAACUCCACACCUCUCCCAUGCCCUGAACCUGACCACCCACCCCUCUCUCGUCACACCUCUGCGCCCGCCCCGAGUUACGGCUUUGCCGAACUCAAUAGUCAAGUAUCAUCCACCGAGUCCGCCGCUUCUACACCUUCCACCUCUACCCCAUCCAACGACGUUACCCGGACGCCCAACUCUAUGGCGCGCCUGAGGAGCUCUUCGGCCGUCCAUCGUCCGCCACCUCGCACGUUAGAGCGUGUUACAAACUCUCAGGAGUCCACCCCGUCCCCUGAACCGGCCGUUCAAAAUAAUGUGAUCGAGCCCACCAGCGCUCCUGCAGAGGGGGUGACCUCAAAAUCGGAGACCAAGGCGACCAUUCGCUUCUUCCCCUACCAAGACUCUCUCCAGAGUUCGAGGCCCUCGUUACCUUUCGUCCCAAUCGCCCGAACCCUGCCAUCAGAGAGCUGUGUUAUUCGCGUCGGUCGAUACUCGGAGCGUGAUGGUGUACCCCCGCCUAACCCGACCGAACCAUCAGAUGCCCCCGUGGGGUUCAAGUCGAAAGUCGUUAGUCGGAAGCACUGCGAAUUCUUAUAUGUGAAUGGGCAGUGGCACAUCAAGGAUGUUGGCAGCUCUUCGGGGACUUUUUUGAACCACAUGCGCUUGAGUCAACCAAACAUGGUGUCACGUCUGUACUCCAUCAAAGACGGCGAUAUCGUGCAGUUGGGUAUCGACUUCAGAGGGGGUGAAGAAAUGAUCUUCCGAUGCGUUCGGAUUCGGAUUGAAUGUAAUCGAUCGUGGCAGCAGCAGCCUAACGAGUUCAACAAAAAUACGGAAAGUCUUAUCAAAAACUUGGGCAAGGGUGAGACGUCUGAUUAUUCGGGUUGUCGUGAAUGUUCAAUCUGCCUUGGCUCUGUUUUGCGGCCUUAUCAGUGUUUGUUCAUGGCAGCCUGUGCGCACGUUUGGCAUUACAAAUGCAUUAGUCGUCUGCUCCAUUCCCCCGAUUAUCCAAUGUUCCAAUGCCCCAACUGUCGGGCAUUCACCGAUCUCAGCGCCGAGGUCGAUGACUCGAAUGACUCGGAGGAAAAACGAGAGAAGGAACCAACCGAAGAUAGGGCAUCCAACGACUCUGGGGAGCAGCUUGAAACGGAAGGGCCUUCAGUCGUCGAAACAAGCAGCCUGGAAGGACCGCCCGAUCAGCUCGGAGAUCUUGCUGAAGAAAAUUUGGUGAACAAUGUUGAGAACCUGCAUCUACAGGAUGACCAGCAAACCGAUGACACUCGAAGCACAGCCUCACCAGCCCCUAACUCAAGCACCGAUAAUCUGGCCCGCAGCGCCACUAUCAACAUUCCUGGGUGGCAACCGACGCAACCUCUCAGUGUGCCAUCUGGUCGCCAAUCACAGCUACGAACUGACACACCAGUGCGCUCAGAAACGUCUGACGACAACCCCUUGACUCCACGAAAUGACUCGGGCCCUUUAGCCUUUGAUGGCCGAGCAGGAAUGCCCUAA